Aphidius gifuensis is the source of this 2181-nucleotide messenger RNA. Its product is annotated as FAST kinase domain-containing protein 5, mitochondrial. Bases 46 to 2181 code for a protein of 711 amino acids. The transcript has 3 exons. NCBI's taxonomy places the organism in Eukaryota, Metazoa, Arthropoda, Insecta, Hymenoptera, Braconidae. The record is from RefSeq and is a predicted model, not a curated record.
UUAAUAAUAGAAAAAAGUGACAGUGUUUAUUUAAAAUAUUAUAAAAUGUUUAACAAACGCGUGAGUCAAUUUAUUUUGACUAAUUAUGAAAUUCAGUAUUUAAAACUAUCCAGCAUCAAUGGAUCUAGACACUACUAUCAAUCAUCAAACAAUAAAAUAACACCAUCAUGUAAAUUAAAUCAUCAAUCACAAUUUAAUACAAUAUUAAAAAUAAAUAAAAACAAUCAGUUGUAUUCAAGUAACAUGGCCAUAAAAACUUACUCAAAUUUAUCACAAAAAACACAAAAUAUUGAAGAUGAUAAUAACACUAGUAGUACUCAUGAUGACAAUGAUAAUUGUGAUGAUAAUUUUGAUGAUAAACAAUUUACUGAAAAUGGAUAUUUAUAUUCAAUUCUUAAUAGUUCAAAUAAAUAUUCAGCUACAAUUGUUCCACCUCUUUUUGAUCAAUUAACUAAUGAUGAAUCAUUCUUAAAAAAUUUAACUGAAAAUGAAAAAGUACUUGAAGAAAAUACAGCUAACACAUUGGCACCAUCAGAAUUACUUAAGUUACUCAAAUCAAUAUGUUAUCAUGCAAAAAUUAAUCACGAACCUUUGAGUGAUAAACAUGAAAGAUUGCUGGAUCUUCUUGAUCAUCAUACUGGUAAUUUAACGAAUGAUGAAUUAUGGCUGUUACUGAGAACACUUGCAAUGUCAGCUUUACCAAUACAAAAAUCAAAGAAACUUCCAGCUCUAGUUAAAUUAGAAAAUCAUUUAAAUGAAGAAUGUCAAAAGAGAAUGAGAAAAGAUUGGACAGUUAGUGAAGUAUUAAUGACUUGUGAUAUGUUUUAUCAAAUGCGUUUACCAAGAGGUCCAUUUGUAAAUGGUGCUCUAAAAAAACUUGGAACAAAACCACAAAAAUUAACAGCUGAAAAUUUUGUUCACUACAUGUUCUUAUUAAAUAUUGGUAGAAAACCAGCAAUCAAUAUGUAUGAGUUGGAAUAUCAUUUAGAAUCUAUCAUCAAUACUUAUACUAUUGAAGAACUUGGUAUCAUUGGUUUAGGAUUUUUCAAGACAAAUACUAGAAUUAGAAAUCCUGCAUUACUCAAUCAUAUGAUUAAACUUUGUAUAGAAAAUAUUGAUACUAUUGAUAAUUUUAUUAUUUGUGCAUUUAUGAAAGUAUCAAGACAAAGCUUGCAAAUAAAAGAGACAGAAGUAUUUAUAAAAUUUCUAAGAGCAUUUAAAUCACGAAUCAGUACAGCUUCAACUGCUUGUAUUGUUCAUGCUGCUCAUGCUGCAGCAACAACUUUGAUAAAUGAAAAAGAAGUUGUUGAUUUAUUGAUCAACAGAUUUAUGGAACAGGCAACGUCAUCUAGACUAAAGGAUUUAGAAAGAAUACUUUUCGUUUUGAUGAUAUUCAAGUAUCCAUCAAAUCAUCCACUCUAUUCAAUAAUAAUUGAUGAACUUAAAAAUCCAAAUCGCAAAGAUGAAUUAUUAAUGUAUCCAAAAACACUUAGUUCAUCAUUGACAUAUCUCAGUCACGUUGGAAUUUAUCCACUUGAAAUAAUAAGUGAAAUAAUGGAUCCAGAUUAUCUUCAUAAAGUAUAUGAUAAUAAUUCAUUUUUCAUUGGACGUGAAUAUUUAGCAAUUGAAAAUGGUUUAAAAAUUGAAGAACCAAAUUAUAAAGGUCCAUUUUUACCACUAAGAGUUAUAAGUUAUCUUGGUAAACGUCAUUCUGCUUGGAACAUUGAUGUAUCUGAUAGUCAUGAUGAAUUUAUUCAGGGUAAUCAAAAAUAUGUUACUGAAAUAAUACAUUAUAUCAAACAAAUUAUUGGUAAUGAUAAAAUAAAAACAGAUCAAAUAUUACCACAUCAUCAACGUAUUGAUAUAAUAUGUUGUAUUGAUAAAGAAACAAAUGAAUUUAUAGCAGUUGAUAAAAUUUAUCCAAAUUUACCAAUUGGUGCAAUUAAAUAUCCACCAAAUACUGAUAAAUAUAAAUGGAUUGCAAUAGUACCUACGUCUUACAAUCAAACAUAUCGUAAUGAAUCAGAACCUUGUGGUACUUUAAACGGUAAAAUACGACAAUUAAAAAAAGUUGGAUAUACACCAGUAAUAUUACAACAUAUUGAAUGGAAAAGUCACAAAAAUCCUCCAGCUAAAAAACAAUAUAUGAGUGAUUUUAUUUUAGGAUGUAAAAAUUUAUAA